AUGUACCACUGGUCUGAAGUAUCUGAGUUGUGUGAUCAGGGUGUGGAGGAUGUGUUUGUAUUCUAUACCAGAGGAGAGCUGGUGCUCUAAAUGGUGCCAUGUCUUUUAGAUGUUUAUUCUCAGCGUGGGCUCAGAGUGCAUCACCUCCCUUUCUCAGAUGGGGGCGCUCCAGAGCUUUCUCAGUGCUGCUGCAUACUAGAGGAAUUGCAGCACUGUCUGCACAAUCAACGCAAGACUGUCAUUCAUUGUUAUGGAGGCCUUAGAUGGUCCGGAUUAAUUGCUGCAUGUUUGCUGCUGCAGCUCUCUGUCUCAAUGACACCCAGUAAAGCUCUUGAAAUCCUGAGGGAGCUGAGAGAGGGUGGAGCCAUUCAGACCGCCAAGCAUUACAACUUCCUUCAUGAGUUUCGGGAAAAGGUUGAAGCCUUUCAAGAAACCAAAGAGUGUUUUUCAGAGAGAUUAUUGUCCAUAUGAUGCACAAUACAUCCAGAUGAUGUGAAAGCAGGAUAAAUUACUGUAUGUUGAUUGGUGGCUUUGCUCUGCUGGUGUUUUUGUACUUUGAUCAUGAAUGCAUUUGUUCUUUUCUAAUGGCACUUUAAAAAUUCUGUAUUUGUAUAAGUUGAUCUAAUAAUAUUAAGCUUAAUAUAUAGCUUUAACUUUGCAGUUAAAGAACUGGCUCCUUUUUAAAUCAUAAUGAUAACAGAAAUCACCCAAAUGGCCCUGAUCAGAAGUUUACAUACCCUUGAAUGUUUGGCCUUGUUACAGACACACAAGGUGACAUACACAGGUUUAAAUGGCAAUUAAAGGUUAAUUUCCCACACCUGUGGCUUUUUAAAUUGCAAUUAGUGUCUGUGUAUAAAUAGUCAAUGAGUUUGUUAGCUCUCACGUGGAUGCGUGGUAAUGGAAAUAUAUAAAGAUGGAAAAGGAUAUAAAAAGAUAUCCAAAGCCUUGAAAAUGCCAGUCAGUACUGUUCAAUCACUUAUUAAAAAGUGGAAAAUUCAGGGAUCUCUUGAUACCAAGCCAAGGUCAGGUAGACCAAGAAAGAUUUCAGCCACAACUGCCAGAAGAAUUGCUCGGGAUACAAAGAAAAACUCACAGGUAACCUCAGGAGAAAUACAGGCUGCUCUGGAAAAAGAGCAGAGGAGCACAAUACGACGAUACUUGAACAAAAAUUAGCUGCAUGCCCGAGUUACCAGAAAGAAGCCUUUACUGCGCCAAUGCCACAAAAAAGCCCGGUUACAAUAUGCCUGACAUCACCUUGACACGCCUCACAGCUUCUGGCACACUGUAAUUUUGAGUGACAAGACCAAAAUAGAGCUUUAUGGUCAAAACCAUAAGCACUAUGUUUGGAGAGGGGUCAACAAGGCCUAUAGUGAAAAGAAUACCAUCCCCACUGUGAAGCAUGGUGGUGGCUCACUGAUGUUUUGGGGGUGUGUGAGCUCUAAAGGCACGGGGAAUCUUGUGAAAAUUGAUGGCAAGAUGAAUGCAGAAUGUUAUCAGAAAAUACUGGCAGACAAUUUGCAUUCUUCUGCACAAAAGCUGCACAUGGGACGCUCUUAGACUUUCCAGCACAACAAUGACCCUAAGCACAAGGCCAAGUUGAGUUCACCCUCCAGUGGUUACAGCAGAAAAAGGUGAAGGUUCUGGAGUGGCCAUCACAAUCUCUUGACCUUAAUAUCAUCAAGCCACUCUGGGGAGAUCUCAAACGUGUGGUUCAUGCAAUACGACCAAAGACUUUGCAUGACCUGGAGGCAUUUUGCCAAGACGAAUGGGCAGCUAUACCACCUGCAAGAAUUUGGGGCCUCAUAGACAACUAUUACAAAAGACUGCAUGUUGUCAUUGAUGCUAAAAGGGGCAAUACACAGUAUUAAGAACUAAGGGUAUGCAGACUUUUGAACAGGGGUCAUUUCAUUUUCUUUGUUGCCAUGUUUUGUUUUAUGAUUGUGCCAUUCUGUUAUAACCUACAGUUGAAUAUGAAUCCCAUAAGAAAUAAAAGAAAUGUGUUUUGCCUGCUCACUCAUGUUUUCUUUAAAAAUGGUACAUAUAUUACCAAUUCUUCAAGGGUAUGCAAACUUUUGAGCACAACUUUAUAUAUAUAUAUAUCUAUAUAUAUAUAUAUAUAUAUUCAAUUUUUAAUUAUUUUAUUUUUUAUUAUUAUCUGUCUUGUUGCUGUUUUGUAUUGUUGUACACUGGAA
Molecule: messenger RNA, 2192 nt
Organism: Myxocyprinus asiaticus (Chinese sucker)
Lineage: Eukaryota; Metazoa; Chordata; Actinopteri; Cypriniformes; Catostomidae
Product: cyclin-dependent kinase inhibitor 3-like
Biological process (GO): dephosphorylation
Cellular component (GO): nucleus
Molecular function (GO): protein tyrosine phosphatase activity
Source: RefSeq, a predicted model, not a curated record